Molossus molossus (Pallas's mastiff bat) is the source of this 2631-nucleotide messenger RNA. It is a transcript of the gene BAMBI, whose product is annotated as BMP and activin membrane bound inhibitor. NCBI's taxonomy places the organism in Eukaryota, Metazoa, Chordata, Mammalia, Chiroptera, Molossidae. Bases 297 to 1079 code for a protein of 260 amino acids. Gene Ontology annotation, biological process: negative regulation of transforming growth factor beta receptor signaling pathway; positive regulation of canonical Wnt signaling pathway; transforming growth factor beta receptor signaling pathway. The record is from RefSeq and is a predicted model, not a curated record. The transcript is spliced from 3 exons. Gene Ontology annotation, molecular function: frizzled binding.
CUAGCCUCCGCAAAGUGGCCGGCCAAGAGGGAGAGGAGCUGAGAGCUCGCCCCGGACUGCGGCGCCGAGCGGAGCGAAGGAGCCGGAGCCCAGAGUCGGCCAGCGGAGGCCCUCAUCUCCUCGGCACGCCCUCCAGCCGCUUUCCAUGCUCCGGACGCUGCCUGGACCCUCGCCCCGCGGCUGACGGCGCCCGCCUGCCUGGGCAGCACUCAUGCACUGCGCGCCCCGGGACUCGUAGGCUGCAGCUGCCCGCGGCUCCGGGACCGGUGGUGGCUCCGCGGCCGUGGGGGACGUCAAUGGAUCGCCAUUCCAGCUACAUCUUCAUCUGGCUGCAGCUCGAACUCUGCGCCAUGGCGGUGCUGCUCACCAAAGGUGAAAUCAGAUGCUACUGUGAUGCUGCCCACUGUGUGGCAACUGGCUACAUGUGUAAGUCUGAACUGAGUGCCUGCUUCUCUAGGCUUCUUGAUCCUCAGAACACAAAUUCCCCACUCACCCAUGGCUGCCUGGACUCUCUCGCAAGCACAGCAGACAUCUGCCAAGCCAAACAGGCACAAAACCACUCUGGCACCGCCAUGCCCACAUUGGAAUGUUGUCAUGAAGAUAUGUGCAAUUACAGAGGGCUGCAUGACGUUCUCUCUUCACCCAAAGGGGAGGCCUCAGGACAAGGAAACCGGUAUCAGCAUGACAGUAGCAGAAACCUCAUCACCAAAGUGCAGGAGCUGACUUCUUCCAAAGAGUUGUGGUUCCGGGCAGCAGUGAUUGCUGUUCCUAUCGCUGGAGGGCUGAUUUUAGUGUUGCUUAUUAUGUUGGCCUUGAGGAUGCUGCGAAGUGAGAACAAGAGACUGCGGGAUCAGCGGCAACAGAUGCUCUCCCGUUUGCACUAUAGUUUUCAUGGACACCAUUCCAAAAAGGGGCAGGUGGCAAAGUUGGACUUGGAAUGCAUGGUGCCAGUGAGUGGGCAUGAGAACUGCUGUCUGACCUGUGACAAAAUGAGACAAGCGGACCUCAGCCAUGACAAGAUCCUUUCACUUGUUCACUGGGGCAUGUACAGUGGGCACGGGAAGCUGGAAUUUGUAUGACCGCGUCUUAUCUGAACUGAGCUUGGACGCUUGAAGGCCUUUGAGUUACGCUGGACAGGAGCACUUUAUCUGAAGAAAAACAAACUCAUGUAAUCAUCUUUGAGAGACAGAAUGACCUCUGCAAACAGAAUCUUGGAUGUUUCUUCUGAAGGAUUAUUUGCACAGACUUACAUACAGUCAAAUGUAUUUUUUGCUUUGAAAUUAUAAAGAGCAAAGAGAAGACUAUGUACACACUGUUACCAGGGUGAUUUGCAUCUGAGGGAGCUGGAAUGAGUACCUAAAUAAACUAACAUAUGCUCUAUGUAAGCUCCUACAUCUUGAUUUAUUGUAAAGAUUUAAAAAUAUAUAUCUAUAUUUUUGUCUGAAAUUGAGCAGUGUCUUGUCAUAAAUUAAAAACUAAAUGGGAAGUGUAAGAAGCUACAUGUUAAUUAUACAAAUGAAGAUCUGUUGCUCAGAGUAGGGUCUUAACUAUAGGAUUUCGCUUGAUCUUCCUUCCUUCCAUUUUUUUAAACAAGACCAAAAUCUUGUUUAUUUUUAUAUGCGCAUGUGUAACUUUCUUACAGCAUGUAGAAUUUCUAAAUGGACUGCCCAUUAUUUAGCGUCUUACCCACAUUUUUUUGUUUGGAUCAUUCUGGUUGUUAACUUUAAGAGAAAUCUUAAACAUAUUUAUACCAGGUCAGAUAUGAUUGAUCUGUUUCUGAAGUUGCCUUAGCAAACGUACUAUUAUUUAUCAACUUGAUCCACUUGCUUUAUAAUACUUUAAAAUAUGCCUACCUCCAACCAGGAAUAAAAAAACAUAAAUGAAACUUUUUUGUAAAGUUAGUCACUGCCUAUUUCUACUGUUUAUUCUGUCUCAAACUGAAUUAAAUAUUUUGGACUCCAAGUUAGCCAAACUUUAUUGUACCAUAUUCCCAGUUUUCAAAACUUCUUUCAGCACAGUGUUAUACUAACAUUUUAUUUUAUUUUUUACUUCUCAAUUUUUAGAAAGGUUUUUCAUAGUGAACACUGUAUAUCAAUUGAGAUUUAAAUAACACCGUGCUUCUAGUUUUCCUCCCCCAAAUGAUCCUUGUAUUAACAUAACCAAACAAAACAUUGACUUUAGCCACUAACUUAAUACACCAGUGUUUCCGCUCCUGUAAGACUUGAUGUCCGACAACAAUGCCCAGCCUGAAUUUAAACUCAUGCCACGUUUGUGUACUUUUCUCCCCAAAUGGAUCUUUGUUAUCUUAGAUGAGAAUAAUUUGCCAUUUAGGGUUUUUCCCCCCUCCAUUCUUUUGUAUAUUUGAAACUUUUGCUUAAAAAUGAACCUAUAGCCUGCAUAUUUGAGUAUGGGGUUUUCUUUUAAGAGUGUUAAAGGAUUUAAAAAAAGUAGUUUCUGGAAUAUUUUAUGAUGAGUAUAAUUUGGGUCCCUUAAGAUAGAUGUAGUAGCCAAGCUCAUGGAAGAAUCUGAAUUGAAAGGACUAGUAUAAAAAUGAGUACCUAGAUUAUUUAAUAAUUAAUAGACCACAGCCCAAACAAAUUAGGCUAUGGAAUAAAUAUGCAUUUUAAUAAA